Molecule: messenger RNA, 1641 nt
Organism: Penicillium longicatenatum
Lineage: Eukaryota; Fungi; Ascomycota; Eurotiomycetes; Eurotiales; Aspergillaceae
Product: Tannase feruloyl esterase
Exons: 1
Coding region: 1-1641 (546 amino acids)
Source: RefSeq, a predicted model, not a curated record
AUGUCAAGUCCUCGCAGCCCGCUCUGGGCGGCUGCCUUGUUGACUCCUUUCGUACUCGCUUCAGCUGAUUUGAGCUCAAGUUGCAGCUCAGCAGCUAUAUCAAAACCCGUCCUUUUUGGUACCGAGAUACUCUCAAUCACCGCGAAUCCAGUUUUCAAUCAAUCGAACCCCCCUCCAGUAUUACAGUUGAACCCACUGCCAGAGACAGAUGACCUUUUCAGCUUCUGCAAUGUCACUGUCACCUAUACACACCCUGGACAAGGAGACAAAAUAGCAACACAAGUCUUUCUCCCACUCGAAAAUUGGAAUAACCGCCUUCUCGGCCUUGGCGGCGGUGGGUUUGGAACCCGACUGCCAAGCGACGAUAAUCUUCUGAACGCCGUUGCGAGUGGUUAUGCAGCUGUGAAUACAGAUGGAGGACAUGAUCCCAACCUCAUAGGAGUGGGGGAGUGGGCUCUUAAUAGUCCAGGGAAUGUUGACCUUUACGCUCUGAACAAUUUUGCACAUGUUGCAUUAUACGAAACUUCCGGCAUUGGCAAGGCUAUCGCGGCUUCUUUUUAUAAAUCGGAGCCCAAGUUCUCUUACUUUGCUGGCUGUUCCACUGGCGGUCGACAAGCGAUGAUGCUGGCGCAGCGCUAUCCCACCGCUUAUGACGGAUAUCUCUCGAGCUGCCCAGCUAUAAACUUCGGCACGUUCAUCAUGGCAGAAAUCUGGGCUUACGUGGUCAUGAAAACUGCGAGCUCACCUGUACCGGUUUGUGUUCUCGAAAAGUUUACCGCUGCAGCAAUCGAGGCUUGUGAUGGGUUAGACGGUGUUGUUGACGGCGUCGUCGAUGACUACCGAAAGUGUACAUUUGACCCAUUUGACAUCGUGGGGCAAAAGGUCGAUUGCGACAGUUCUGAGAUAGUCAUCUCUUCCGAUGAUGCAGACGUUGUCCAACGUAUCUGGGCAGGCCCUCGCUCAAAGGAUGGGGAGUUCUUGUGGUAUGGCUUUACUCCCGGUUCUCCACUCACCAUAGUCGCCAAUUCACAAUGCGACUCGGAUAAUAAAUGCACCGCCCUUCCAUUCUUUCUUGCAGGAGAAUGGGUGAAGUUCUUCCUUAAGAAAGAUCCCAACUAUGACCUCUCCAGUAUCACACGAGAGGAAUUCUAUGACCUGUUCCACGAGUCGCAAAAUUGGUAUCGGUCCAUAAUUGAAACCGAUGACCCAGAUCUAUCUGGACUUGAGCGUUCCGGUGGUAAAAUGAUCAGUUGGCACGGCAACAUUGACGAGGUAAUCCCCAUGCGUGGCACAAGUGACUAUUAUGAUCGAGUGCGUGCUCUGGAUCCCAGAGUUGAUGAGUAUUACCGUCACUUUGAAGUUCCAGGUGUAGGACAUUGCUUUAGUGGUCCAGGUGCUUUACCCAAGACUGCGCUGGAUACUUUAAUCCGCUGGGUCGAAGAUGAUGUCCCUCCAAAGUCAUUGCCAGGUGAAAUGGUGGAUCCUGAGAGCAAUAAAACUACAUACAGAGACCAUCCUGCUUAUCAUAUACAGCAAAAGGGGGAAAAGACCGAGGAGGAGAAGGAGUGGGAAAAGAUAGACCGGGAAAAGAUGGAGCGGGAAGAGGAGGAGGAGGAGUGGGAGAGGAAGACGGAAUUGUAA